This is a messenger RNA of Sphenostylis stenocarpa, 684 nucleotides long. The record is from the annotation of a GenBank genome assembly. NCBI's taxonomy places the organism in Eukaryota, Viridiplantae, Streptophyta, Magnoliopsida, Fabales, Fabaceae.
AUGCAGCAAGAACAUUUGAAUCCCAAGAUGGGGCAUCAAUACAACCAAGCAACCGAUGGACUUUUGAAUCUUUUCACAAAGGCUAAUCACGAUCUCUCUACAGUUCACCAUCGCCUUGAAAAGGAGUUUAUGCAGGUUUACCCUGACAAUGCUAACCCUAUGAAGCUGGUUUCUAGAAUCAAGAAGGUUCAGGAAGAUAUAGCAACCUUGAAGGGGCAGUGCCACGAGCUUCUGGCUGCCAAGCAGGAUUUGAUUGAUCAGGCUCAGAGAAUUCUGGUGCAGAACAGGAAUUUGGUGCAGCGAAUGCAACCAUCCUUGGGCUUCUACCCCACUGAUGAAGAUGAUGCUGCAUUCACUAACUUCAAACAGGUAAUUGAAGAAUGGACAGCUCAAGUAAGAUCCAAAACAGGUAAGGAGUUUAAAGGAUUUAUUAUCUUGACAGUUUUCCAUACAUUAAAUUUGACAACGGUUGAAUAUAGUGAAAAACUAGCAGCACAAUCUGAAUCUGUUAGGUGGUCUGGAGGAGUGGCUAGGGGUUGCAUGUGUGUUAAACAAAGGGGAAUGGAAUUGAAUAGACGUCAGUUGCUCAAGGCUUAUGAGGCCGUUGUUUUUUAUUCUUGGAAGGGACAGCGUGGCCUUGUUGUAGUGGAGCGACUGCAUUUAGCAUUACAGGAAGAGUGGUAG